GUCAAAAAGGAGGAGAAGGGAGAUGUUAAAGAAGAAAAGAGCGGAAAUCAAAGAAGAUAAGGAAGAGGGGGAGAAGAGAGAGGUUCAAGUCGAAGAGGAGAGAAAUGCUGAUAUGGCUCCUCCAGAUCUACCCAACUUACCAUGUCUGGCCCGGGUUCUGGAUGGGGUGUUCCAGCCCAGAGAAGCUCACAGCGGGCUCCAGAGUUGCUGUUAGUGAAGCUGGGGGACUGCAGUCAAACAGUGGAAUUCAAUGUGAUUGUCAAGGAGGAAGAGGAGGAGAGAGAAAUCAAUGAGGGGGAGGAGGAAGAGCGAGAGGAUGACAGGGACUCGGUUGACCCAGGAGAGAGCCCCAACCCAGACUCAGUCAACAAGCCCAGUUCCACAGCAUCAAUACUACCACCUGGUUGUGGGAGUUACCCCUGUCCUCAAUGUGGAAAGUGUUUCAGUUCCUCAACUCAUCUAAAGAAUCAUCAAAGAGUGCACACUGGAGAGAAACCUUUCGACUGCUCAACAUGUGGGAAGAGUUUCAGUGAGAAAGUAAACCUUAAGAGACAUGAGAGAGUACAUAGUGGAGAGAAGCCUUACCACAGCACCACGUGUUGGAAGAGCUUCAAUCACUCAGGAAGCCUUAAGGAACACCAGCGACUACAUACAUGGGAGAAACCUUACCACUGCUCUCUUUGUGGGAAGUGUUUCAAUCGAGCAGGCGACCUGAAAACUCAUAAGAAAUCACACAGUGGAAAGAAGCCUACCUGUACUUUCAAUGUGAUUGUCAAGGAGGAGGAGGAGGAGGAUGAGGAUGAGGAGAAGGAAAUCGAUAAGGAAGAGCAGGAACCUAGUGGUGUAGUUGACCCAGAUACAUCAAGACUAUCUGGUCGUGGUCGUUACCCCUGUCCUCAAUGUGGGAAGAGUUUCAGUUCCUCAGGUAAUCUAAAGAAUCAUCAGAGUGUACACAUUCGAGAGAAACCAUUCCACAGUGCCACAUGUGGGAAGAGUUUCAGUGUAAAAGUCAACCUCACGAGGCAUGAGAUGGUACAUAGUGGAGAGAAGCCGUACCACUGCUCCAAAUGUGGGAAGAGCUUCAUCAAUCAUUCAGGAAGCCUUAGACAUAAAAUAGUACAUACAGGGGAGAAGCCUUACCACUGCUCUCUGUGUGGGGAGGGAUUCACUCAGCUAAGAAGUCUUAAAAGUCAUCAGAGAAUAUCCAUUGGAGGGAAGCCUGCCUGUGCUUUUAAUGAAAUUGUCCAAGAGGAGGAGGGAGAAAAGAAAGAAGUUGAGGAUAAGGAGGACAAUAGCGGUGUAGUAGACAGUGCAUGUCGGAGCAAAAAACAAGGCACGAGGUCGAAGGAAUUGUCCGUAGAGCUCCGAGACAGGAUUGUGUCGAGGCACAGAUCUGGGGAAGGGUACCGAAAGAUUUCUGCAGCAUUGAAGGUAAAAUGUCCAUUCUACUCAGGAACACUUCUAGUCUCCAAGUCCACUGAGUUUACACCCCCAGGAACACUUCUAGUCUCCAAGUCCACUGAGUUUACACCCCCAGGAACACUUCUAGUCUCCAAGUCCACUGAGUUUACACCCCCAGGAACACUUCUAGUCUCCAAGUCCACUGAGUUUACACCCCCAGGAACACUUCUAGUCUCCAAGUCCAUUGAGUUUACAGUCCCAGGAACACUUCUAGUCUCCAAGUCCAUUGAGUUUACACCCCCAGGAACACUUCUAGUCUCCAAGUCCAUUGAGUUUACAGUCCCAGGAACACUUCUAGUUUCCAAGUCCACUGAGUUUACACCCACAGGAACACUUCUAAUCUCCAAGUCCACUGAGUUUACACCCCCAGGAACACUUCUAGUUUCCAAGUCCACUGAGUUUACACCCCCAGGAACACUUCUAGUCUCCAAGUCCACUGAGUUUACACCCCCAGGAGCACUUCUAGUCUCCAAGUCCACAGAGUUUACACCCCCAGGAACACUUCUAGUCUCCAAGUCCACUGAGUUUACACCCCCAGGAACACUUCUAGUCUCCAAGUCCACUGAGUUUACACCCACAGGAGCGUCGCUGCUCAUUUUGCGGCCCUUUAAAGAGUUGCCAAUCAGCUUUAAUCCACUUAUCCACCUCUAG
Molecule: messenger RNA, 2112 nt
Organism: Oncorhynchus mykiss (rainbow trout)
Lineage: Eukaryota; Metazoa; Chordata; Actinopteri; Salmoniformes; Salmonidae
Source: RefSeq, a predicted model, not a curated record